CAUAAAGUCCCACACAUGAAGAGGCCUAGCAGAGAAACGGACUUUUUCUGCCCAGAAGAACUCAUUAUAACAAAGCGGCCGCCCCCGCUCCCCGCUCCGCCCGUCCCGUCCCGCCGGCACCGCACACGCUUGCGCCGCCGCCCCCAGCAGCACCGCUCGGGUCUCGGCUGCCGUGGCCUCGCCAUGUCCGCUUCCUCCUCCUCCUCCUCCUCCUCCUCCGCCGCGCUGCGGCCGGUCACCCACCUCAUCUUUGACAUGGACGGCCUGCUGCUGGAUACUGAGCGUCUCUAUACAAUGGUAUUUGAAGAGAUCUGUGGGCGUUUUGGAAAGAAGUAUACCUGGGAUGUGAAAUCAUUGGUCAUGGGUAAAAAAGCACUAGAAGGGGCACAGAUUAUUCGAGAUGUUCUAGAUCUGCCAAUAACCAAAGAAGAGUUACUACAUGAAAGUAAAAUGAAGCAGGAGAAGAUAUUCCCUACUGCUGAAUUGAUGCCAGGGGUUGAUAAGCUGAUCCGGCAUUUACACAAGCACAACAUACCCAUAGCUGUUGCCACUAGCUCAGCUGAAGUGACAUUUCAGAUGAAAACAGCCAGACACAAAGACUUCUUCGGUCUUUUUCAUCAUAUUGUGUUGGGAGAUGACCCUGAGGUGAAGAGUGGCAAACCACAGCCUGAUGGAUUUCUAGUUUGUGCAAAGAGAUUUCACCCUCCUGCAGCUCCAGAGAAGUGUCUUGUGUUUGAAGAUUCACCACUAGGAGUCAAAGGAGCACUGGCAGCAGGAAUGCAAGUGGUUAUGAUACCAGAUGAAAAUUUAAAUCCAGAUCUUAAAAAGGAGGCAACUCUAUUGCUGAACUCCAUGGAGGACUUCAAACCAGAACUCUUUGGCUUACCAGCAUAUGAUUAAUGCCUAGUGUUUAUGUACAUAAGCUUGACUGGAGUUCACAAAAGUGGAAUUAAAUAUUGUUAAGGGUUUAUAAUUGUUUUGCUUUGUCUCUCUCUCUUAAAGCUAGAACACAAAAAUCCUGUUGACACCAAGUCUUCCAACCUUUGAAAGUUGACUGGAAUAUUACUUAUUUGCUGUCAUGAUAAAUGCUAAAUUAAAGCAGCAUUUCAUCUUGUGAAGUGAAUCCAGCCUUGUUCUCUGUAGAUCAUAAUGUUUUCUGGGAAUAUUAUGAAACUAUUUAGACAAUUUAUGGUAACUGCAUUGGAAGCUUCUUGUUCUGUUUCUCCUUGAAUGGCUUACUGUUUAGCUCUUCACCAGAAAUCUGUUCUGGAUUGGCUUCUAUCCCAUUACAUUGUUUUUGAUACAGUUAUCACUAUCAACAUGUUUAUCCAUUUCCUCAUCCUGUAGUUGCAUGUCUAUUCCCCUUUGUAUCCUCCUGUCAUUUUUUGUAGUUAUUUGCCAGGAUUUCCUUGUACUUUCUGCAUUUUUUUUUCUCUUUGGAGGUUUAAUGAGAUGACUUCCAGAAAUCCCAUAUGACCUCCAUUAUUCUUUAAUUCUGUGCUUAUCUUUUUUGGGCAUGUUAAAUACCUACUAGAGGUAUACAAGGUUAUAUGGUCCAACUUUUUAACCAAAGUGCUUUGCAUCUUCCUUGUUUCCUUAUAUUCUUAUCUUCCAUGUUGCCAUGUACCCUUCCCUUUCAUACUUCUGAAAUAAAUUCAUCCAGUCUCCUUGUUUUAAUGCUGAUAAA
Messenger RNA from Anas platyrhynchos (mallard), 1687 nucleotides. RefSeq names its product pseudouridine 5'-phosphatase (gene PUDP). Gene Ontology annotation, molecular function: phosphatase activity. NCBI's taxonomy places the organism in Eukaryota, Metazoa, Chordata, Aves, Anseriformes, Anatidae. The record is from RefSeq and is a predicted model, not a curated record.